Molecule: messenger RNA, 6825 nt
Organism: Macaca mulatta (Rhesus monkey)
Lineage: Eukaryota; Metazoa; Chordata; Mammalia; Primates; Cercopithecidae
Gene: AKT2
Product: AKT serine/threonine kinase 2
Biological process (GO): protein phosphorylation
Molecular function (GO): ATP binding; protein serine/threonine kinase activity
Source: RefSeq, a predicted model, not a curated record
GUGGAAACGGGGGUCUUGCUGUGUUGCUCAGGCUAGUCUUGAACUCCUGGGCUCAAGUGAUCCUCCUGCCUCAGUCUCCUGAGUAGCUGGGACUAUAGGUGCAUGCCACUGCCCCUGUCCACCACAGCUCGCAGUUCCAGGAGUGGCAGGAAGGCUGGGCUUGGGCAGGAGAGCAGCAGAAGUGCCUGCAGGGGUUGGCAGGGGCUGUGCUGCACUGGCCUGUGGGCCUGGGUGAGAGGCGAGGAUGGAUCCUAAGGGUAUUGUGGAGCCGAGGAAAAGGUUUCACUCACCCACCACCAUUUACUGAGCGCCUCCUGUGUGCCAGCGUUGCAUCAGUACUGGAAAUACAGCGGUGUGCUUGUCAAAGUCCCUAUCCUUGUGGGGCUGAGGGAGGCCAACCCGAAACAAGUGAAUAAGCAAGGAGCCGGUUAGAAGGGGAGGUGCUAGGCAGCGAAUUCAAACCGGGUGACAGACUGGGCACUUUAGAUGCAUGCGGCUGCGCGGAGGGCCUCUAAGCUGAUCCCAGUUUGGCAAGGUGAGGCAGUCAUGUGGGAUGGGAGGAGAAGGAACAGCCCUCCAGGUGGAGGGAACUAUAGUGCAAAGGUCUGAAGGGAGGACAGAGCUUGGUGAGGUGCAGGGACAAACCUCACGGAGGCCUGUGUGGCUUGGCAGAGCGAGGGAGCAGGGAGGAGAUGAGUCCAGGGGCUGCGGGGCAGGCAGGGCCCUGUCACUGGGAGCCUUGUGGACUGUCUGUGAAGGAGUUUGAAAUUUCAGCAGGAACAGGCUGGUCAGAUUUAGGGUGUUAGUAGGUGACACAGGAGAGGGUCACAGGCUCCUGCCUGGGGGGGUGGGUAGAUUUAACUGAGCGGAGCAGGGCAUUUCACAGGCCUCCCACUUCCCCUCGGAUAGCAUCACUGCCUUACAGCCAGCAAAGGCCCGAGGGUUGCCUCCCUCUCCUGUGGUUUUCACACCGUGUUCCCCAGAGCCCGUGGCUAUUACUUUUAGGGAAAGAGGAGGGGAGGCUCGUUGGGCUGAUUUUUCUGCCCUUCCCUCCCCAACCCAACCAGCCGGACUAAUACUGAAUAGCAACGCAGAGCAGCAGUCACACCUGAUACAGACAGCACCCGCUGACCCUGCGUCCACGCUACGGUGGGCCUGCAGGCCUGCGCCAUUCCCGGUGCUCCUCUGGAAUUGGAAAGAGCAGGUCUUGUGACUGGCGCCCAGCACCCAGGUCUCUGGCGGGCCUCAGGUGUGGUUGAUAUUACGAAGGCAAAAUAAAUGAGGGCCAGGUUGAGAGUGUGGGCAUGUUUCUCCACUGUAGCUGGGUGAUCAGGGAGGACCUCCCUGAGGAGGUGACGUGUGGGCAGGGACUGGAGUGCCGUGAGAGAGCCAUGGGAGUAUCUUGGGGAAGACAUGUUAGACCCGGGAGGAAGCUUCUCUGAUUCCCGCCUUACAGCAGUGAGAACUGAAGCCUGGAGAGCCUCUGCAGCUUGUGCUGGGUCCCCCAGCCAGGAAGUGUUGGGGACAGGUUAUGAAUCUGGGCCUCCAGAGAUUCCUGCAGCACAGCUCAGUAGCCCCUGCAGGGCCCGGGUGCUCUGAGUGUGCCGAGUAAGGGACGGCAAGCCAGGCCGGCCAAGAGGAGACUGCAUGUCAGAGGUCCCCGCAGGAGUUUCUUCAGCCCAGCCGUCCUGCCGGAGAAGCUCGUUCGCAGAUGUUGUUUCUAAGGACUGUGCCCUGUCCACAGCGCCUCCUGCAUGUCCUGCUGCCCUGAGCUGUCCCGAGCUAGGUGACAGCGUGCCACGCUGCCACCAUGAACGAGGUGUCUGUCAUCAAAGAAGGCUGGCUCCACAAGCGCGGUGAAUACAUCAAGACCUGGAGGCCACGGUACUUCCUGCUGAAGAGCGACGGCUCCUUCAUUGGGUACAAGGAGAGGCCCGAGGCCCCUGAUCAGACCCUUCCCCCCUUAAACAACUUCUCUGUAGCAGAAUGCCAGCUGAUGAAGACCGAGAGGCCGCGGCCCAACACCUUCGUCAUACGCUGCCUGCAGUGGACCACAGUCAUCGAGAGGACCUUCCACGUGGAUUCUCCAGACGAGAGGGAGGAAUGGAUGCGGGCCAUCCAGAUGGUUGCCAACAGCCUCAAGCAGCGGGCCCCAGGUGAGGACCCCAUGGACUACAAGUGUGGCUCCCCCAGUGACUCCUCCGCGGCCGAGGAGAUGGAAGUGGCGGUCAGCAAGGCACGGGCUAAAGUGACCAUGAAUGAUUUCGACUAUCUCAAACUCCUUGGCAAGGGAACCUUUGGCAAAGUCAUCCUGGUGCGGGAGAAGGCCACUGGCCGCUACUACGCCAUGAAGAUCCUGCGGAAGGAAGUCAUCAUUGCCAAGGAUGAAGUCGCUCACACAGUCACCGAGAGCCGGGUCCUCCAGAACACCAGGCACCCGUUCCUCACUGCGCUGAAGUACGCCUUCCAGACCCACGACCGCCUGUGCUUCGUGAUGGAGUACGCCAACGGUGGCGAGCUGUUCUUCCACCUGUCCCGGGAGCGUGUCUUCACAGAGGAGCGGGCCCGGUUUUAUGGUGCAGAGAUCGUCUCGGCUCUUGAGUACUUGCACUCGCGGGACGUGGUGUACCGUGACAUCAAGCUGGAAAACCUCAUGCUGGACAAAGACGGCCACAUCAAGAUCACUGACUUUGGUCUCUGCAAAGAAGGCAUCAGUGACGGGGCUACCAUGAAAACCUUCUGUGGGACCCCGGAGUACCUGGCGCCCGAGGUGCUGGAGGACAAUGACUAUGGCCGGGCCGUGGACUGGUGGGGGCUGGGUGUGGUCAUGUACGAGAUGAUGUGCGGCCGCCUGCCUUUCUACAACCAGGACCACGAGCGCCUCUUCGAGCUCAUCCUCAUGGAAGAGAUCCGCUUCCCGCGCACGCUCAGCCCCGAGGCCAAGUCCCUGCUUGCCGGGCUGCUUAAGAAGGACCCCAAGCAGAGGCUUGGUGGGGGGCCCAGCGAUGCCAAGGAGGUCAUGGAGCACAGGUUCUUCCUCAGCAUCAACUGGCAGGACGUGGUCCAGAAGAAGCUCCUGCCACCCUUCAAACCUCAGGUCACGUCCGAGGUCGACACAAGGUACUUUGAUGAUGAAUUCACCGCCCAGUCCAUCACAAUCACACCCCCCGACCGCUAUGACAGCCUGGGCUUACUGGAGCUGGACCAGCGGACCCACUUCCCCCAGUUCUCCUACUCGGCCAGCAUCCGCGAGUGAGCAGUCCGCCCACGCAGAGGACGCACGCACGCACGCAGCCAUCACCGCCGGGUGGUUUUUCCCCCUAACUUUUUACUUUGCCUUUUUGGUUUGUGUCCCCACCCCCACCCCCACCUCCUCACCCCCUUUCCAGUUCUUCUUCAGGCCCCUCCCAGACGCACCCCAGCAGCCCCUGCAGCCCCUGCAGCCCCUGCCUCCAGCCUCACCUUUGUGCCCAGACUCGCUUUUGGGAUACUCCACCUCUCGCCCAGGCCUGGGCUGUUGGAGAGAUUCAGGUUUUAAUCUACACAAGCCCCAGAGAGGGGUGAAGCCUGACGCCCGGGGCCUGCCUGAGUUUCUGGCCCGGGUGUCGUGCUAGUGGCUGCCUCCGCGCUGCUGCUUCCGGACGAAGGCUGCCUUAUGGUGGGACGCGACACCCGGCAGACAGUGGUGCUGCCUUCCAGGCCCCGUGGCCUAGGCUAGGAGUGGCCAGGCACGGGGCGGUCCAACCCCCCACCUGCUGUCCCCCCAUGGGGGCAGAAAAGCAAUAAUGUCCAGGGGCAGGCAGGGGCCCUUGGGAGCUGCAGGGUUGGGGGUUAGGGCUGCUCCCUGGUGAAUGGAGCCAGGUCCCAGGAUCUGCGCCAUGGGGAACCGGGAGGGGCUGGGCUGGGCGCCGCCUCCUGGUCCUGUCUCCUCUCCACCAAGCUGCCCUCACCCUAUGGAUUGAGGCAGGAGGAACAUUUGGGGGCAAACCUGCCUGCCUCCCAGCCCCGUGCCUUACUAGGGCUUCCUUCCAGCUGGCCUUACCUCCUGCUGGACCCCAGGCCUGGCCUAACCCCAUUGGGGGCUGUGGGUUGGGCUCACCCCCUUCUCGGCGGGGGUGGAGGGGCACCAGCCUCGGCUGUUACAAUCUUACACCGGACAGUAUUGGGCCGCAUGGACUUGGUCAGGGAGGGGUGGGGGUGGGCAUCUCCGGUAGCUAUUGGGGUGGGGGGCCUCUGAGAAGGGAGACUCCUAGGCCCCCUCAUCCCUCCCUCUCCCCAGGGCCCCAUGUUCUGCAGCCUUAAGGUUGAACGUGAACGCACGUCCAUGUCAGUGCUGUGGGACUCCUGUGCGUGCCUCGGACUGCGUGUGUCGGCGGGAUGCAGGCACACGUGGGUGUGUGUGCAUGUGUGUUGUGUGUGAGGGCAGCGUGUCCUCCAGUGUGCGUGGUGUGUGGGCUUGGGCCCCAUCCCUGGCCCGAGCAUUUCAUCCUGUGGGGGAGGGGUGCUGACCUAGUGGGAGGAGCCCCGCCUUGAUCCAUGAGCUGCCCUGCCCACGCCUCCCCUCCCUACAGCAACACCUCUGGGUGUUUGGAGUUCAGCUUUUGUGGGUUUGCUCUCCCUACCCCAUCUCCUGUACGAUGCAGUUCAUGGCAGGGUGGGGAGGGUGGGGUUGGUUCGGGUGGGUGAGGGUCUUUUUCCUCUGUGUGCGAUGUCGUUAUCUGACAGUUCUCCUCCGUCCCUACUGGCCUUUCUCCUCGUGUUCAUAUUUGUACGGUACAAGCAAUAAAGACACUCAUUUCAGACCAGGGCCCAGCCUGCACUCACGCCGGCCCAGCCACUCUGGGCCUUGCCUUGGUGAUGGAGUCGGACCCCUGGGCCCCAGCUCCUCCUGUAGUAGUCGCUCCCUUCAGCAAGCAGGGCGCUGAGCAGGGGCGUGGAGGUGAGAAGGAGCUCAGGGCCAGGGCAGCUGGGGUGUGUGCGGGAGCUCAGGCUGGAGAGGGUGGGUGCAGCUGGUGCUGUGGGGCUGAGGGGUGUGGGGAGGCUCCGCGCUUGUGGGGGUGUGGUGGACAGAGACCACUCCAGGCCCUCAGUGCUGUUUAAGCUAAGAGAGGUGGGGCGGAGGGACAGGGCUGGAAGAUCUGGGUAGUCCAGAAUGAGGAGGGUGCCUGUGCUGUCACUGAGUGAGAGGCGGUGGUUCAUUCCGCAGGGCUGCCGAGCCUUAGAGGGGGGCAUUCCUGUCCUGCCCCACCUCCCCAUUUAUGCUGCCACCUGGAAGCCUCGAGGCCCCCAAAUUCCAGUACAGACCCAGUGGUGUGUUCAUGGUGGCAUGGCUGCUGUCUCCUGGGAGCUCCUGAGCGUUUGGUUGGAACCCCGUUCAGCUUGGGGUCAGCCCUCCGCUAGGCGCUGCCCUUUAGCCUGGCUGUGUCUGGGCCCCUGCACUUCCCAUGCUUGAGUCACGUGGCCACAUGGCCGGGCACUGGCCGGAUGGCACGCCUCCCCCAGCCAGGGACCAGGGACCAGAGCUUUGGCCUGCCCUACUGAGCCCUGCUGUGCAGAGGGCCUGGCACAGAUGAAUUUGAGAUUUUGCCACAAGGUGUUAGCACUUCACACCCGUUGAGUCUUUGAGAUUUUAAGUGAAUAUAAGCAGAAAAAGAUCCAAUUUACAGAAAUCAGAGUUAGCUACAGCUAAGACUCGUGUUCGGUUGGGGUUUUUUAGUUUGUCUUUCUAAAGUCCUGUGUACCUUAAUUUAAUUACAAAAGUCUACUCUGGUGGUCAUAAGCAGGCAGGCCUUAUAAAGAGAGGCCUUUUACUCUUCCUUCUCGUCCCAGCCCCGAAUUGACCCACGUUGCUGCUGCUCACACCACGGUGACGCAAGUCUCGUGUGGGCACAGGCCUGGCUACCUCAUCUUGUUAGUGGCUCUCUCCUCUUCCACAGGAUGGGGGCCCACAGCUGCAGCAACCGGCCCCAUAGUUGAGCACAUGUGGUUAUCCUAUAGAGCUUUUCCCAAGGAGGGUGUUUGAACUUAGAGUCUUAAUAAAAUCUUACCAAAUAAAUUUUGAGUAGAAUAAUCGUCUUUUGCAAUGUACAUUUUAAAAAUUUCACAAGUUCUUUUUUGUAUAUAAAGAACAGUAGACUGGGCACAAUGGUUCACGCCUGUAAUCCCAGCACUUUCAGAGGCCGAGGCGGGCGGCUCUCUUGAGCCCAGGGGUUUGAGACCAGCCUGGGCAACAUGGGGAGACCCUCAUCUCUACAAAAAAUACAAAAAUUAGCUGGGCAUGGUGGUGCAUGCCUGUCAUCCCAGCUGACUUGGAAGGCUGAGGUGGGAAGAUCACUUGAGCCCAGGAGUUUGAGGCUGCAGUGAGCUGUGAUUGCGACACUGCACUGCAGCCUGGGACAGUGAGACCGUGUCUCUAGAAAAAAAAAAAAAAACAUGAUACAUGCCAUUAAAAAAGACAGCAAAGCAGGAGUAUAAGAAAGUAAAUUCACCCAAGGUCUCAGGACCUUGAGUACUCACUUUGGUGCUGAUUACCUCUGUGCAAAUGGACACAGCAUAAUAAAUUGGUAGUUUCCUGCUCUUUUUGCAUCAUCUUUUCCAGUUAAUGUGAAGCCUCUGGGGGCUGGCCUGUGUGCAUUGAUGACUGUGUUGAGUCAGGGGUAGCAGUGAGAUUCCCUUUUAGCUGCUGCAUUUGGGGAACUCAGACUUUCCAGCUGCUUCCUCAGGGUAGACUCCUCAACCGGUUCAGCCGCCCUGUUAAAAGGAAUUGACUUGGUUUCAUUUGGUGCUACCAGCAGUCCUGUAAUAAACUUUAGCUAUCUGUCCGUA